CUUUCUUUCAUCCUCAAUUUAACUGAAAAAUGUUCAAACAAUGUUAUCAAAGUUUGGUCUUUCAAAAUGAAAGAUAAGUUGUGACAGAAAGGCCGAAACUUUGAGGUCACAUUUUGUGUUUCGUGAACUUUUCUUUCCUUGACCUUUGUUGAGCAGAGAGGUGCAAUUAAAUUUGUAAACAGUAAUUAAUUUAUUUUUUUUCACAAAAAAUCAAAUGGUUUUUAUUUUUGCUCCCCCCUCCCAGCCCUAUUCCUGACUAGGCUGUAUCUGUGAAAGCUGUAGAGAGAGAGAAAAAGAGAGAGAGAAAGAGAGAGAGGGGGGGGAGGUGGAGAGAGAGGAGGUGCAUAAGCCGGUGGAGGUGGAAAUAUGCAGCAACUCUGAACAAUCUCUCAAAGUGCGGGGACAGACGGGAGCUAAUAUAAACAGGCUGCCCUUCACUCGGGGCUAUCAGGGGGUAAGGAAUCAGUUACCUCUGUCACUGACCCCCGGCGCUUCAAAGAGGCAGCUCCGGCCCAUGUAGAGCGGCCAGCGGUCAUGGCCACGCUGGAGGGCUGUCGCUGUCGGAGUGCCAGCGCCCGAAACAACAGCAGCAUUCUCUACAGCAUUCUGAAGAGCGAUAGCCUUGUGACCGCCGAGGAGCCACAACAACACCAACAGCAGCAUUCCCAACAUCAAACCCUGCAGCAUCUACUCCUCAAGGGCUCCUCCUCCUCUUCCUCUUCCUCCUCCGGGCCGGGUUCGCUGCAGGAGCUCCGGCAGCAGGCAUGCUCCUGCGGAUCCACACGCCGCCGGGGCGUGCUGCGCUCCCCGCAGGUGACGUGCAAAGCCGCGUCGGCGGUGCUGGUGAAGACGCUGCGUUUUGUGAAAAACGUCCCCUGCUUCCGCGAGUUGCCGGAGGACGACCAGCUGAUGCUGAUUCGGAGCGGCUGGGCCCCGCUGCUGGUGCUGGGGCUUGCGCAGGAUCGGGUGGACUUUGAGACGACGGAGACCGUGGAGCCCAGCAUGCUGCAGCGCAUCCUCACAGGUGUGCCGGACCGGCAGAGCGAGAUCCUGGCCGGUCAGACCAGGGUGGCAGUCGGGGUGUCCGUGGUGGACAUCGAGGCGAUCAAAGCCUUCCUGAAGAAGUGCUGGAGCGUGGAUAUCAGCACGAAGGAGUACGCGUAUCUCAAGGGAGCUGUGCUCUUUAAUCCAGAUCUGGAAGGUCUGCGCUGCCUCCACUACAUCCAGGCGCUGCGCCGGGAGGCGCACCAGGCUCUCAACGAGCACGUCCGGAUGAUCCACCGCGACGACUCGAUGCGCUUUGCCAAGCUGCUCAUCGCCCUGUCCAUGCUGCGGGCCAUCAGCCCGCUGGUGGUGGCACAGCUCUUCUUCAGACCCGUAAUCGGGGCGGUGAACAUCGAGGAGGUUCUCAUGGAGAUGUUCUACGGAAAGUAGGUCACAGAACAAGGAUGAAUCCAGACUAAAAAAAAAAAGAAAAAAAGAGAUGCUCUGAACUUGUAUUGUGUGGUUGGUGAAGCAGAUAUGGACUGGUAACAAUGCAUAACAACUGAAGGACUGUGAUAACUGACCUGUGUCAAGUAAGAACACGUGUGUGUGUGUCUAUGUGUGUGUGUGUGCAUGUGAGAAUGAUAGCGACAGAGAAUGUUGAUGCGGAGAAAUGUCAUUACAAAGGAAACUUAAAGCAGCUGCUGGAAUUAAUAACUUAUUUGUUUUUAUAUAUAAAAAACUAUUUUUCUAAAAUAAUAAUAAAAAACAUUACCACAUUACCUUGUGUGUGUG
Molecule: messenger RNA, 1779 nt
Organism: Xiphophorus maculatus (southern platyfish)
Lineage: Eukaryota; Metazoa; Chordata; Actinopteri; Cyprinodontiformes; Poeciliidae
Gene: nr0b1
Product: nuclear receptor subfamily 0 group B member 1-like
Exons: 2
Coding region: 535-1434 (299 amino acids)
Biological process (GO): negative regulation of transcription by RNA polymerase II
Cellular component (GO): cytoplasm; nucleus
Molecular function (GO): transcription factor binding; transcription corepressor activity
Source: RefSeq, a predicted model, not a curated record